This is a messenger RNA of Pelobates fuscus (common spadefoot toad), 2839 nucleotides long. Its product is annotated as tigger transposable element-derived protein 4-like. The coding region runs from base 101 to 1927 and encodes 608 amino acids. Gene Ontology annotation, cellular component: nucleus. The transcript has 2 exons. Lineage: Eukaryota; Metazoa; Chordata; Amphibia; Anura; Pelobatidae. Gene Ontology annotation, molecular function: DNA binding. The record is from RefSeq and is a predicted model, not a curated record.
GUCCUCGGCAGAUGCACAGCUGUGGAUACCCAAAGGGCAUUUACAUAGGAAACCUCUCUGUUUACUUCACUGUCCCUUUAAGGGAUUAGAAGCAGAAAUAAUGUCUAAAACUCAGACAGAAAUGAAUACCAUUGCCCGUUCUCAGACUUUUAAGAAAAGGAGAGACUCUACUUUGGCAGAAAAAGUUAAAAUUCUGGAACUCUUACAGCAACCCAAAGCUUCUCAGUCUUCUGUGGCUAGGAACAUGGGUCUGUCACAGUCAACAAUCAGUCGGGUGAUGAAAAAGAGGGAUGAGAUCUUGGAACGCUGGAAGCAUAACGAAAACCCAAGUCGCAAAAGGAAUAGACCUUUCAAACACGCCAAGGUAGACGAGGCAUUGCUGGAGUGGCUUCUUUUUGCCAAGGCAAAUAAGCUGCCCAUUUCUGGGCCUAUCCUAAUGAGACGAGCAGAGGCUAUUGCUCAGGAGAUAGGAUGUCCACAAUUUAAAGCCUCCAAUGGGUGGUUGUGGAGGUGGAAAGAGAGGUAUCGACUCUUUUACAGGACAGAAGUCCUUCCUGCUGAGAAUAAACAUACUGACAUUGUGCAAGGUCAAGGCAUCAAAAGGUUUCCAGAUGUCACCCAAAUGGUAACAAUGCAACUUAACAGGGUAUCAGCAAAGAGAUUUGAUGGCUACCCAUUAAACAGAGGUGAACUAGUUAAUGGAGAAAGGAACUCGGCUCACAUGCAUUUAGACCAGCGCGCAGAGUCUUCCGAAGGAAAUACGCAAGGAAGAUGUUUGCUUGCGCAUGUUGCAAAAGACUAUUGCUCUGAUGACAUAUUUUGUGCAGUAGCCUCUUCCUUUCACUUUAGAAUUCCAAGAAGUCAAGGAGACAUUACUGAGAAGCAGAAGGAGACAGUUAGUAUUUGGUUCUGUUGUAAUAUAAAUGGAACAGAGAAGCUGAAGCUAUUGGUCACUCAUAACCUCCCACCAAAAUCUCUAGGCACCCACUCCAUAUCUCCUGUGUCGUUGAAAACUAGUGCAAAUGGGUGUUUGACCGAGAAUCUAUUUGCAGAGUGGCUUUUGAGCUGGGAUGGAAAGCUUAGCAGGCAAGAAAGGAAAGUUCUCCUUGCGUUUAAUGCCAACAGCUGUGUGCCAAAAAUUAAACUCCGAAAUAUAUCUUUAUGUAUUUUCUCCAAAGACAAUAUAUCCUCAAACUAUCUUUUUGGCCAAGAUCUGAUCGAUGAAUUCAAUGCUUUCUACCGACAGCUGCUUAUUGAAAGACUUGAGGAAGAUGCAAAUUUAAGCAGAGAAACUGAUCUACCCCAACUUAUAUCUCAUAUGACACUUGUAGAAGCUAGUUAUACCAUGAACAAGGCAUGGGUGAGAGUGACAGCCCGCACCAUAAAAAACUGUUUCCAAAAACCAGGAGGCUUUAAAAAUGUUUGCCUAGCAAAACAUGCUUCAAUUGAUGAAGAUGCUUCAUUCUCCACGAUGCCGCAUGAGAGUAGAAAUGGCCACACUUUGGGACAAUUCCCUGCCAGUGUUGGAACAUAUAGAAAAAUUACUAUCAAAGAAGAGAGUGAUGUUGAACAAGAAGGGUUUGGAUGUGAGACCAUAAGUGAGAAUCCAUUUAGCCCUAUCCAGAAAGUGACAGUCGGAUUCUUGCCUGGGGAGACAAGUACUGAUAAGUUAUUUGCUGAGUACUCAGGGGACCAAUCUGGAAUAGACGUCUCUCGUUCAUAUCCGAAAUCUUUGAAUGGUAAUAGGAUUUCUGCAGUUGCAAUUAAAUCUGAAGAUCCAGGACAUCAAAUCCACAUGCAUGAACUCAGAGAGGCUUGCAGUGUGAUCCACAGAUACUUGUCUGCUGAAGGCCAAGACACGAGUAUUUUCUGUGCACUUCAGAAUCAACUGCAAAGAUGCUUGUCUCAACACAGAGAGAAAUACUAAAAUGAGGUUUUGGUAAAACCAAACGUUACCAGAGACCUUGUAAAUGGUAUUUAUAACUGUUAAGUUAACCUGUCACCUGAAAUCACCUUUAAAUUAUAUAGUAAACAAAUGCAAAAAAAACCAGGGCAAAAGCUAUUAAAAUAUUUGUCAUAGUUAGUAUAAUCCUUAUUUUUAUAAUGCCAUAUAAAUUUGUGCAUCUAUGGUAUAUAUUGGACCAAUAUAUAGGCACUUUUGAGCCUUACACGCCUGAAUGAAAAGUACAUUAAAUUGAUUUAGGAAUAUACAAAAAAAAUUUAGGGAAAUUAUUCCUGGUUUGUACUUGUAAGAAACGAGAGCCUAUUUAGUAUUAGAGCUAUAUGCAGAAAUAAUUCCGGUGGGGGACAAAGCCAUUAUAUGUUUAGUCACUAUCCAUCACAUCCACCAUUUAAAUCAAGAAAAGGGCCAUUUUGAGAAGGGCAAUUUCCCCCCUUAUGCCUUAUGCUGCAGAUCCAUUGUUUGAGACAACUACUCGUCCUUAAAAAAUAGAUUAAUGGAUACACUCUGGAUUUUAGGUGACAGGGGUACAUUAUCGCAAUAAUACCAAAAUGUAAUUCCUUUCCUAUGAAACAUCUCUUUGGAAAUCAAAUUUUGGAGUUUGGAGAUCUGUCAGUCUGAUAGUCAUAAUACUCCUUAAAUGUAAUUCCAAAAACUCAAAACUGGCAGAUAUUUAUGGACCCAAUGUAAGGUUUUUUAAUCAGGGUUGUACUAUAAUCCUUUCAUGGACCUCAGGCUUACUGCAAACUCAUCCAAGGUAGUUUUACCUCAAUGGCAGAAGUGUUUGGCUGUAUAAGAAUGUGGCUGUUACGUAUGUAUUAUUUCAAAGAACAAGGGGACAGGACUAUGUAUAAUGCUUGUUUACUUAUUAAAUGAUAA